Messenger RNA from Bacidia gigantensis, 1473 nucleotides. RefSeq lists its product as uncharacterized. The coding region runs from base 1 to 1473 and encodes 490 amino acids. The record is from RefSeq and is a predicted model, not a curated record. The transcript is spliced from 3 exons. NCBI's taxonomy places the organism in Eukaryota, Fungi, Ascomycota, Lecanoromycetes, Lecanorales, Ramalinaceae.
AUGAAAGACGACCUUUUUAAAUCCAAAAGGGAGUGUCCGGGCUACGACAGGGGAAAUGGGACGAUCGUUUUUGAAAAUGAAACCCCAACAUCAGCGCAACCAGCACCGGAAAGCAAAGACAACAAAAGCUCCACUGCCGUCAAGUCAGGAACUUCAUCCACCGGAUCUUUCGAGGCAGCUCCCAAGAAAGUUACUGCGAAGAACAAAACUCCACGCAAGAAAGCUAGCACAGACACAAUUGAGAUUCCACGGACAGGCGAAGACCACCAAGACAAGCCAUUCGAUAUGAUGCUCGUAAAGCCAGACGCAAAUGAAGUCAUUGUCGCCAAUGACUUCAUACAAUUUGGUCUCCCUCAGGAUCCCGAACAACAAUCUGUCGCAUUCUUCAUGAGCAACUUUGCUUUUCGAGCCGAGCAGAGUGAAGAGAUAUGGGGUGGCUGUCUAUCGGCAUUGCCUACCUUCCUUGAACAAGCCUCCCCAAAGUCUCCACUCGCUGCGGCAGCGGCGACCACAUCGAUGGCUGCUAUUGCUUGGUCCCCUGGUGGCGAGGAAUUUAGAAAACAAUCCCUUUCGAGAUACGUGACGUCAUUGAAACGCAUUAAUGAUGCUCUGAAAGAUCCCAAGCAGGCGAAGUCAGACAACUUGCUGAUGGCUGUGCUAAUACUUGGCUUCUAUGAGUGCGACCCGGAACCUUUCGAGGACUUUCUUUCUGUCACCGAGGGCACAAUACCAGAUGACUUUGUUCCAUCAUGUGCUGAUAGGCUUGUCAUGCUGACAAAGGACAUACCUCACCUUCGGCGAAGGGAGAAGCAGCUGGCAGAAGAACCCGACCAGGUCGCAAGGCGGACACAGGCUGAAGCGCUUCUGGCCGAUGCUCAAGAUACAGAUGUACUACUUGACUUCUGGGCGUCAAUGAUGCCUCAAGAGUUCCAAUUUACUUCGUUCAAACUACCUGUGGUUGAUGACAAGAAAGCCAAAGACAUGUACCCUUCAAGCAUGGACGUCUACUACGACCACACAAUGGCCAGCACCUGGAAUACUUGGCGCAUCACCCGCAUCCGCGUCCUUCAGAUCAUCAUGAACUGCGCCGAUACCAUCAACCCACCCAUCAAAAACACACCACAUGCUUACGAAUACGAAACUUCUCUCGACACCCUCAAAGGCCUUACGAACGACAUCUGCGCCAGCGUCCCCUUCCAUUUGGGUCAUCAUGAAGCAUACUCAAGCGAAAAGAAUGCUUUCAAUUCCUAUCCGCAUCCUCCUGGUCAAGCCAAUUGGCCAGAAAACUUCGCUGCGUCUGGUGCAGUCGGAGGCUGGCUGAUGAUGCAGCCUCUCGCUUUCGUUUCCCGAUUGGAAUGCAUUCCACAAUCGCAGCGAUUAUGGGUCAGGGAGUACCUUACGACAUUCAUGCGCGAUUCUAGGGACAUGAGCAGGAUCUCGCCGCCGCCAAAAUCGCCGACUUCGCCAACUUGA